Closterium sp. NIES-65 is the source of this 4221-nucleotide messenger RNA. The record is from the annotation of a GenBank genome assembly. NCBI's taxonomy places the organism in Eukaryota, Viridiplantae, Streptophyta, Zygnematophyceae, Desmidiales, Closteriaceae.
AUGGCCACCCCCAGUGUCCUGGCUUUUGACGCUGAGGGUCGCGCCAUUGACUUUGCAGUCUGGGUUGAGGACCUGCAGCUGUACUUACUGUGCGAUGCGAUAGAUGAGGUUUCUCUCUUUGACUUUGUCUCUGGCGCUGUCCCUGCCCCUCCUGCUGAUGCUGACCCCGCUGUUUGCUCCAAGUGGGCCACACGCGAUGCUGCUGCACGUCUUGCUGUGCGUCGGCACCUCCCUUCCUCCGAGCGUGCACACUUUAGUCAGUGCAAGACCGCUCAGGCCUUGUACGACGCUGUAGUUGCGCGCUACUCCUCCCCUUCCUCCGCUAAGCUGAGCCGCCUCAUGCUACCGUACCUCUUCCCUGACCUCGCUGCCUUUCCCACAGUCGCUGACCUCUUUACCCACCUCCGCGCUAGUGACACUCGCUACCGCGCUGCGCUUCCUGCUGACUUCUGCGCCGCAAACCCUCCUCCCAUGUACAUCACUCUCUACUUCCUAGUCACCCGUCUCCCUGAGUCCCUUCGUGUCGUUAGGGACCAGUUUCUCUCUGUCUGUCCCACCACCCUCACUGUCGACCUCCUUGAGAAGUCCCUGCUAGCGGCCGAGAAGAGUAUCGUCGCUGUAGGGGCCUCUCGUGGUGACCCUCGCACCCCCAUCUUUGAGGGGUGUUCUCCUUCCCCUCUGCUGCCCUCUGUCGCCUCUGCUGCUGCGGCCGACCUCGUUGGUUUGGAGUCGGUCGGUGCGGCGUCUGCCCCCAGCGGUAGACGCCGCUCUGGCAGGGGCAAGGGGGGCAAGGGAGCGGGUGGAGCUAGCGGGGGCGGUGGCGGAGGAGGUGGGGGCGGCGGGGGGAGUGGGGGUGGCGGUGGAGGUGGUGGCGGGAGUGGAGGUACUAGUGGCGGCAGUGGAGGCGGAGGUGGUGGCGGAGGUGGUGGCGGAGGUGGCGGUGGGAGCGGCGGGGGCGAGGGUGGCGGUGGCGGCGGUGCCGGCGGAGGCGGGGGCGGAGGUGGUGGAGUUGGUCGGAGUGGCUCGUCCCAGCGGAGCAGCACUGGGGGUGGUCAGCGCCAGCAGCAGCAGCAGCAGCAGCAGCAGCAGCCGCAGCAGCAGCAGCGCUCUCGCGACGUCCCCGCCCCUCAGCAGCUCCGUGAGUGGUACUCGCAGCGUCAGCGUGGUGGGGCGUUUGGUCCCUGCACCUACGUUCUCCGCACCGGCGACCGCGCGGGUGAGCAGUGUGGGGGCACCCACACCGCCCGCCGCUGCUUUGGCCGCCUGACAGACGCCUGGCGCCAGCAGUUUCCGGAGGUCUCUGAGAUCCCCCGCUGGGGAGAGCUGUCUAGGGCUAGUGUAGCUAUUUUUGAUCUUGACUUUGAUGCUAUCCUUGCUGCCAUGUAUGCUGUGACUGUUAGUGAUGAGGGUGACUGUUACCGGUGUUUCCCGCCCGACCCGGGCAUUGGUACUGCUGCUCUAGGUGCUAGUGAGGCUGCUGCUCUAGGUGCCAGUGAGGCUGCUGCUCUAGGUGCCAGUGCGUCUGUACUCUCAGGUACUGGUGAGUCUGCUCUCUCAGGUACUGUGUCGGCUUCGGCCUCUCACACCUUCACCCUGGACUCUGGGGCCUCUCGCUCCUUCUUUAGGGACCGCACCACUCUCACGCCGCUUAGUCGGCCGGUUGCGGUGUCCCUGGCUGACCCCUCUAGGGGUCCUGUCCUGUCUCGCUUCUCCACAGUCCUCCCGUGUCCGGCGGCCCCCUCUGGCACCCUGUCUGGUCUCUACCUCCCCUCGUUCUCUACGAACCUGGUGAGUGGUGCUGACCUACAGGAUGCGGGUGUCCACCAGUUCACUCCUGCUCGUCAGCGGGUGACCCACUGCACAGAGGCUAGCACAGGUCGCCACCUGGCUACGUUUACACGUCAGCCAAGGUCGAGCCUGUACACACUGACCACUGCUUCUCCUCCAGGUGCUGACUCUCGUCGGAUCCCUUCGUCUAGUCAGGUGUUUGCUGCAGCGUCCAGGUCUGGUCCUGAGUCUGCCCCCUGUUCGUGUCGCCGUCUGUCUCACGAGACCCUCCUCUGGCACCACCGCCUUGGCCACCCCUCUCUGCUUCGGCUCAGAGGCAUGGCCUCCCGUCUUCUUGUGUCAGGUCUCCCCCGGUCCCUCCCUCCCCUUCCUCAGGGCCCUAGCCCUGCCUGUGUCCCCUGUGUCGAGGGGCGCCAGCGUGCUGCCCCUCACUCCUCCCAGUUUCCCCCGACAGAGGCCCCGUUGCUGACGCUUCACAUGGACGUGUGGGGCCCAGCCCGCGUCCGUGGACAGGGUCAGCAGCGCUACUUCCUGCUCGUUGUUGACGACUACUCGCGUUACACCACAGUCUUCCCCUUGCGCAGCAAGGGUGAUGUCACUGAGGUGCUGAUCGACUGGAUCCGCGCAGCUCGUCUCCAGCUCAGGCAGCGCUUUGGCUCGGACUUUCCUGUUUUGCGUCUGCACUCGGACAGAGGCGGAGAGUUCUCCUCCGGCCUUCUGCGUGCCUACUGUCGUGCGCGAGGCAUCCGUCAGACCUUCACGCUUCCGGACUCACCGCAGCAAAAUGGGAUUGCAGAGCGCCGCAUUGGCAUGGUCAUGGACGUCGCUCGUACGUCUAUGAUGCAUGCGGCAGCUCCCCAUUUUCUGUGGCCGUUUGCGGUCAGGUACGCGGCGCAUCAGAUCAACCUCCACCCCAGGGUCUCCAGGCCGGAGACCUCCCCAGCCCUGCUGUGGACGAGGAAGGUUGGCGAUGCGUCGGCGUUCCGGGUCAGGGGAUCUCGGGCGUUUGUUCGCGACUUGUCUGCGGACAAGCUGUCCCCUCGCGCUGCUCCCUGCGUCUUCCUGGGGUUCCCCCCCGACGCCCCUGGGUGGCAGUUCUACCACCCCACCUCUCGCCGUGUUCUGUCCUCCCAGGACGUCACGUUCGACGAGUCGUUACCCUACUACCGCCUCUUCCCCUACCGCACUCCGUCCCUCCCACCGCCCCCACUCUUUCUUGUCCCAGGUCCCCCCCCGGUAGACCCCCUUCCCCCUCAGGGUCCUGCCCCGUCAGGUGUGUCCCAGGUAGACGCAGUUGAGCCUGUUGAGGUCACUGGUGACUCUGGUGCUGCUGGAGGUGCUGAGCCUGGGGGUGCUACGUCUGGGGGUGCUGAGCCUGGGGGUGCUGAGCCUGGGGGUGCUACGUCUGGGGGUGCUGAGCCUGGGGGUGCUACGUCUGGGGGUGCUGAGCCUGGGGGUGCUGAGCCUGGGGGUGCGGAGCCUGAGGGUGCUGAGCCUGGGGGCGCUGAGCCUGGGGGUGCGGAGCCUGGGGGUGCUGCGCCUGGGAGUGCUGAGCCUGGGGGUGCUGAGCCUGGGGGCUCUCUCGGUACUUCGUCUCGCCGGGAGCCACUCUCUCCACAGGAGCUGCGCGAGUGGUUUGCCCGGCGCUGGAGCCGUGCUUCUGGUGCUGCUGGAGGUUCUGAGGCUGCUGGAGGUGCUGCUGGGGGUUCUGGAGCUGCUGGAGGUGCUGCUGGAGGUGCUGCUGGAGGUGCUGCUGGAGCGGGUGCUCCUGCUGGGGGUAGUGGUCCUGUCCCUGCUGUUUCUGGCGUCGCCACGCGGCCCCGACCGUAUUUCGUUCUGCUCCUGCAGCAGGUUCUUGGUCUUACACCCUCUCCUGGUCCUCCUCCUCUUCCUUCCUUAGCGGGUCCACAGCCUGUCAAAUCACAGUCACAGCUACAGCCUGCCUUCCCUUUGCCUGCUCCGUCUCCCUACGCUGGUCCUACUGGAGGUCUUACUGAGCGUCGUGAGCCUGCGUCUCGUCCUGCGUUGCCUGUUCGUCUUGCGCGCGCUAGUGGUCGCGGUUCGCGUCAGCGUCCUCCUCCUGUCCCUGGCACGCACCGAAUGUCCGUGCAUCCGACCAGUGCUCCUCUGCGUGCCCCUUUGCCUUCUCCUCCUGCGUCCUCUCUCCCUGCUGUCGCCGACCCUGCGUCGGACUCUCUUCGUGCUGCCAGUCCUACUGUCACGCGUCUCCUUGCUACUGCCGUCACUGACCCUUCUUUCGAGUCCACUGCCGCGUCUGCCCUUGUCACUGAGCUCGUCGACUUUGCUGCUCGCUGUCGUCUAGACUACGCUGCUAGUCUUGUCGCUGAGUCUGAGUCCGCCUGUCCUCCGUCCGUCGGGGGUGAGUGUGCCGUUGGCACGGACGUCCUUGAGGACAGGCAGAAGGAGGUGUAG